Vombatus ursinus (common wombat) is the source of this 680-nucleotide messenger RNA. RefSeq names its product deoxyuridine triphosphatase (gene DUT). Gene Ontology annotation, biological process: dUMP biosynthetic process; dUTP catabolic process. Gene Ontology annotation, molecular function: magnesium ion binding; dUTP diphosphatase activity. The transcript is spliced from 7 exons. The record is from RefSeq and is a predicted model, not a curated record. NCBI's taxonomy places the organism in Eukaryota, Metazoa, Chordata, Mammalia, Diprotodontia, Vombatidae. Bases 92 to 616 code for a protein of 174 amino acids.
GAAGGGUUCAAGACGUUCUAACGUCCGAGCAAAUUCUGCGGCGUAUUCUGGGGAGAGUACGGUGGCUGUCGGCGGACAAAACUGCUCCACUAUGCAUUCUAAGCCAGUCAUGCCCUGCUCCGAAGCGACCCCCGUCGCCGUCUCCCCCAGCAAGCGGGCCCGGCCUGCGCUGCACGAGGAGGAGGGCCCCGUGCGCCUCCGCUUCGCCCGCCUCUCGGAGCACGCCAUGGCCCCCUCCAAGGGGUCGGCGCGGGCCGCCGGCUAUGACCUGUACAGUGCCUAUGAUUAUACAAUACCAGCCAUGGAGAAAGCCCUUGUGAAAACAGACAUUCAGAUUUCUCUCCCUCCUGGGUGUUAUGGUAGAGUUGCUCCACGUUCUGGCUUGGCUGCAAAACAUUUCAUAGAUGUGGGAGCUGGUGUCAUAGAUGAAGAUUACAGAGGAAAUGUUGGUGUUGUACUAUUUAACUUUGGCAAAGAAACAUUUGAAGUGAAAAAAGGUGACCGGAUUGCACAGCUAAUUUGUGAACGGGUUUUUUAUCCAGAACUUGAAGAAGUCCAAGGCUUAGAUGACACUGAACGUGGAGCAGGAGGUUUUGGUUCAACUGGUCAGAACUAAAAUUAUAUAAAGAGUAGAUAGAGCAGCUUUCCCCCAAAACAGUUAAUAAAAGGAAUUUCACUGA